Molecule: messenger RNA, 361 nt
Organism: Racocetra persica
Lineage: Eukaryota; Fungi; Glomeromycota; Glomeromycetes; Diversisporales; Gigasporaceae
Source: the annotation of a GenBank genome assembly
UAAAGAAUUUUGGUCUAAUUUCAUUAAACAUUUUGAAGCUUAUACAAGAAAUAAUUUACUUCUAUUCACAAGCUCCAACACUGCAAGCACACACAAUAUGAAUCAUCAUAAGUGUGUUAAUAAGUUACUUAGAGGGUUAAAAAUAUUAUCAGAAAGUAUUAACCAGUUUCUUCAAGAAUAUUAUGUUGACUUAUAUACAAAAUUAAGCAAAUUAUCAUGGGGUCCAUUUGCACCAAGAUCAUUUAGAAUUUUUCCAAUGAUAGCCAUUAACUUUAAUACUAUUAGUGACUAUUAUUGGGAUGAUCAUGAUGAACCAAAUAGCCUAUAUGUUUUAGUUGCACUAGUCCUCAGCUUCAAGUAG